Oryzias latipes (Japanese medaka) is the source of this 6698-nucleotide messenger RNA. RefSeq names its product interleukin 34 (gene il34). Gene Ontology annotation, molecular function: macrophage colony-stimulating factor receptor binding. Lineage: Eukaryota; Metazoa; Chordata; Actinopteri; Beloniformes; Adrianichthyidae. Gene Ontology annotation, biological process: positive regulation of cell population proliferation; positive regulation of macrophage differentiation; positive regulation of protein phosphorylation. The record is from RefSeq and is a predicted model, not a curated record.
GGGGUCAGACUCGGCUUUUAUUUUGAAGCCUGGGCUCUGCGCGUUUUGAAGUUGAUUGGAAGGAGCUUUCGGCUGCUCUGCUGCGCGUUUGGCUGCACAUUCAGACCGGGGCUCCAUGGAUGGACAGAAGCUUUAAUGAGCUGACACUGAUGUCACCUCUCCGCGGUUUAGUGAAUGGAUUCUUAUCGAUCACCUUUGAAGAAGACUAACUUAGCGCGCUACGGGGAGCCACAGACUUUACGCACGGGGGAAAAGGGACUUCGGAAGCGCAGGCGUAGCAACGAGCUCGCCGAAAGGACAUUUAUUUUAGAGACAUCCUAAAGCCACGAAAGAUCUGGAGAAGUUGUAUCUGACUUCAACCUCUCUGUGCAAUGAAGACCUGAAGGCGGGCGACCCAUGUGUGUCCAACCGAACGCACACGCUGAGUUUCACACCUCUGUGUUGCGCGUGUGUGUUUGAAGCUCUGCGGAGCUGAGGACUGAAGCCAAACAGGAUGGUUCAAAAGUCCACUUCAGUGUGCCUGUUGGGAGGCUUUUUAGGCCUGUUUCUGAUGGCUCCAGUUCUAAUGACCUCCACCCCAGCAAGUAUGUGCACCCCCCUGAAGACGCUCAACGACAGCCUCAGCCACAGGAGACGAUACAUGAAGCACAACUUCCCCAUCAACUACUCCAUCAGGGUUUAUCGUGAGGAAAUCUUUAAACUGUCAAAUAUCAGCAGAAUGAGGUUAAAGGUGGAGGAAUUGGACGAUCUGGUUCUCCAAAGGCUGUGGUUUCAAGUUAACCAGGGCGUGUUAAAAAAGAUCAUCCGGGUCAUGUCAGAGAGACAUCCCUCGCGUUCGUACACAGCGGAGCUGGAAAGACGCUUCAAAGAUGUUGAGGGAGUCUUUGUGCAGUCACAUCCCGCUGAGGUGUUCCAGCAGGAGCUUCCAGAGGCAGUUCAGGACACCUGGGAUCAUUUAACAGAGGAGCCUGACAGAGUGCCGGAGACCGACUGGAGACUCGUCUCUCCAAAGUCUCUAGUGGACAACUUGUGCCACACCAUGUACUGCCUCUUUAGCGAGUGCUUCGACACAGAGACUCGACAGGACUACUGCGGAGUUUCCCGUUUGAGGAGAGGCAAGAAGACCUCCAGCAGGAACACAGACACAGAACCAGCAGAGUGACACUCAUUCUGUGGACAACCCCAGACAUUACAACCAUCUCUAUUGAACUGCAGGAAGGCAAGCAAAGGAAAAUAAAUCCCUAUGAACAGACAGCAGAGUCAAGAUGGACUCGUGGACCUUAAAAGCGAAAGCAGACUGAAUAUGUUGGCACAAUAAUGGCUUUCGUGGUUAUUUAAUGAAUGCAUGGACUUCUAUGAAGCGUUUAUGAGGCUCAACGUUUGGGAAGAAGCUUGCUUACGAGAAAGUCUUGCAAUUCAGGAUUCCUUCAGUUUAAUUAUGAGAGAGACUUGGAGAUAUUUUCUUUUAUAUAUCAUUGCCAAAAGUGAUUUAUGAUGGAUACAUUAUUUUUUACUUAAUCCGUGUUUGCAAAAGCAACUUGCAAAGCGCUUUUAGCUGUAAAAAUGCCAAAACAAAGCUUCUGGACCCUACCGACUCCUAUAAAGAGACAAGUCUUUUACAAGCUGCCCGUUCAAGUAUCAAACUAAUUGCAAGUGUUUUUACAAGCCUGCUACCAGCUGAGCUGACACAUAUCCAAACCUGUCCAACAGUAUUUUAUGCAUCAAAGAAGAACCGUAGCAAGUAACAAAACACGGAUUUCCCAUUUUUCAACCUAUAGGUUUGAUGACCCUUAAGAUAUGAGAAAGUCAAACAUUUCAAGCAAAUGUCGGAGGAUAACACCAAGGUGACACUCAAGUCUUCUUUGAAGUCUUUUCAGUCUAAAAAUGGUGCAUGAAUUGCGGAAACCUGAGAUAUUUUUACCCACGAACUCAGAGGUUACUCCUACUGCCUAAACUGUUGUACCUUCAAGCUGUUUUUCUUCAGCGUGCUCUGAUUAAAACUUUGAAGUUUGUCGCCACUACCUGUCAAGAAAAGUUCUUAAAGUUGGGACCUUUUUUGUUUCAUCUCCUGCUCUGAGGAUUUCUUUGCUCACCUGGCUUCAUAGCAAGGAUCUACCAGGACAACUCCUCUGAUGUCAGGAAUUGGCCGAUGAAUGUUAACCAUUUGGUCUCAUUUCCCAGCUCAUGGACUGACGCGAUCUAAGGAGGAUCUGCCCUCCAGUUGUGAAUUCUAAAACCCACAUCCAUGUAAAGUCGACGUUGUUUUAGCUGAACGAGGAAACUUCCACUCAAAGAGGAUUGUAAAGUUGCAAAAAGGUGGAAAGGUAUCUGGAACUGUGUUUUCACCUUUACAUUACAGAUGGAAGCAUUUUGCACACGCUUGUAUUCUAAGCAACAUACAAUUACUUUUUCAUUUGGAACAAUACGCGGUGUUAGGUUAGGUAAUCUUGAGAUGUGAACUCCAGAGAAGCCUAAUGUUUUUGGUUGCAUGUUUACUUUACUGAUCUGCGAUGCCACUACCCAACUUUAUAGGAACUGAACAGUCCUUAAUCUGAUAAAAAAAAAAUCUGUAAGAGUAAAAAAAAGGGGCUGAAAAAAUGCAACAGCAGAUAUGAUGCUACCAAGUCAAUCGAUCAAAGUGGCCAUGGUCUUGGCAGGUGGGAUAUUGAUUUAGUUCAGCUGACAAUUUUGCCAUCAGAUUUUUUAUUUUUAUUUUUUGAGUUCAAACUCAACUGUUGAUGCUACCGUCUUGAUCAACUGUCACCAAACCACAGGCUGCCUAAAAAAAGCAAAUAGGUGGGGCAAAUGGGUCUGACAGUUGUUCGAACACGCCCAAUAGGUUCUUCCAGGACCUGAGGAUUCAACUGUUACUCGUCCUCAAGUCCUUUAGUGCAAUGUCAAUCAAAAAUGCAGAACAAAAUCAUGACAUUCAUAAAAAUUAUUAAGUUUAAGAUGUUAUGCAUUUUAAAUAAACAGAGUAAAAAUGUAUAACUAAUCUAUAAGUGUUUUUAUUUGAACUGUAUAACAACUAACCUAGCAGUUCCAUGGUUAACCUGGCUGCUGCAACUGUUUUUUUAGUCUCAAGCUGGUUGGAUAAUUUGGAUCAGGGUAAUUCAUACCAGCAACUGUGAUACAUGGCUGUCUGUGUUUAACACAUCCCAUGUUUCACCUCAUCUAGCCACGACUCUCAAAUCAUGUCUUUAGCAUGUGAAAAUUUCCACCUAAAAUCAGACAAGUGCUAGGUGCUUUUCAUUUUCGAGCCGACCCACAUGCAUAAAUUGUAACUUAACACAUUGUGGCUGUUUUGUGUCGGCAUAAAGGAUCAGUCACUGCAAAAAAAAAAGAGAAAAUCCGGAACACCUGGACUGAGAAAAUGAGCCGGCUGAGGUUGUGUCAAAUCUGAUUUAACGUAGGAAAGCUUGUCUGGAUGCAUCACUGUUUCCACUACAUCUAUGUGGCCUUUUAGCUAAAUCUGCUCUAGACCAAAGAAAAGUGAAUGAUUUAUUUUCAUUAGCUUUUAUCUCACAAGGGGUUUCUUUGUGUGAUGGGAAGCCGUUUUAGAUGUUAGCCUCUUCAUGAUUGGACAUUGAGUUUCCUAAAAGCCAGACAUCUUUUUCAGCUUAAUACAGCAAAGCACAAGCUCAGUUAAAUAAAAUCCCACUCCGAUCAUGUUUUGAUCUAUUUUCUCAGCGUUCGCAGUGGUCUUAUAAUUAUGAUUAUCCCAUUUUUAGCCAAAAUAAAAAAAAACGUGUUGUUUUCUUGAACAUAGUUUCUGUAGAGCGACAGUAGUUCAUUUGACAUUUCCCUCAAAGUUGUGGGAGCAACUACGUCCCCUUCCCCCUCCUGUUGUGGAGCAGAGCAGGAACUUGUGACCUGCUCAACAUAUUUUCUAUGUCACAAAUUAGCUCUUUUUCAAAGGCCAUUGUUUCGUCUGCUCUUGAUACACAAGAAUUUGAAUAAAGAAAUAAUCGGCAAUGCAAUUUUAAGGUUUCUUUUCUAAAUCCAUCAGAAAAAUGGCGCAAGAGCCUUUUAAAAACCUGAUAAUCAUCGGAGUGGGUCUUAAACGUUUCACUGAAAAACAAAAUCAAUUUCUUUAUUUCUAUGAGUCUAAAUAUCAGCCAGCUAUGCAUCAGUUGCAGCUUAAAAUGUCCAAUUCCUCUUUACUUUAUUGGGAUGUAUAUUGGACUAUGAAUUAUAAUUAUGGAUUAAUAUUUUAAAAAUGUGAAUAAUUGCAGUCAAAACUGAUGAUUAUAAUAACACCCAAUUAGACUGUUCAGUGUCACGACACUGUUCCAGUCUAACACUUGGUUUGGUAGCAGCCUUAACAACUGUCAGGAGACACACUUGUUUUAUUUUUCUGCAAUUAAAAUCUGUGGGUAUUGGUUGGAACCGUUUCAGAAUUAGAGAAAACUUACCAAAAUUGGCACACACCUCAGGUUAGGCGAGAAUUGCGAUAAGACGAGAUGAAAGGACUGUUUUCAUCCCACGGGCUGCAAGGUGGUGUAGGGGUUAGCAAUCAAGUCACAACAAGAAGGCCUGGUUCAAAAAACUGGUAUAGGUCCUUUCUGUGUGGAGUUUGCAUGUUGUUCAUGUGCAUGUGUGGGCUUCCUCCCACACUCCAAACAUGAUUCAUAAUUGAUGAUUCUAAUUUGUCCCAAGAUGUGUGUCUGUGUGUGAAUGUGUGGCUCUGCAACAGACUAGCAAACUAUCGAGGGUGUACUCCUCCUUCAGAGUACUGAGGACAGGCUCCAGCGACCCCAAAAGAGAUUAAGUGGGUUCCGAAAAUGGCUAAAUAAUCAUCCCAGUACCAGAAACGGCAAAAUUGGGAUAAUCAGAACAUUUUCACGUUAACUUCUUCUUCUUUCUCUUUCGGCUUUUCCCAUCAGGGGUCGCCACAGCGAAACAACCUCUCAUUCGAGGAAGAGUUGCUUAACAUUUUCACGUUAACAGACCCUGAAAAUCAAGCAAACCUAUUUUUUUGUAUUAAAGCAUAAAAACUGUUAAAUAUAUUCCUCUGUGCGGUUGGCGUCAUCUUAAGUUAGUGUUGCAAACCUGUCCUGAGGGGGGGUUUAAACCUCCACACCUGUGCCUUUUCUUACUUCAGAUGUGAACCCUUAAGUUGUCACAAACCUCUGCUUUAUGCAAAACGUUUCCUUAAGCAGAAAAAAGAAGGUCUGACCGUUAAAAUGUUGGAAUGUAGAUCUUUUCUUUGAUGGACACAUCAAAAAACAAAAAGAAAGCUUGUCCCAAAUUGAGGAAAGCCAUACAUAGUUAUUGCUAAUUAAUUUUAAAAGCGCUAUGCUGAGAAGACAUUGUUAGUUGUGCAAAAUUAGGCAAUUGAUUUACCAACACCAAAUUUGCCAAAUGGAUUUAUUAGUACCUACCAGUUAAAAAGAAACAUGGCUGCUAUGAGCUUAUCACCUGUACCGAUGGGCAAGCAGAUGCCAUUUGGGUGACCUGUUCAGAUUCACCUGGUUUUGUGAUGCCAAAAGCAGUUUCAGUGGUGGAUGACACUGUAAAGGCCUUUGGAGGCUUAAUACAGGGCCGAGCAUGGUCUGCAAAUGAGGCCAGGGCUUUUCCACAUGAGACUUGUUUGUUUAAUCAGUUCAUGCUCCGCAUGGAUAAGUUACCACUUCAAUAAAGGAAACCUUCCAAAAAUGUUCUACGUCUGUGUGACAAUUCCAGUUAUUUUGGUUUUCAGGUUUUGUUUUAUAAGAUGAAUUUUUGUGUAUUUUGUGUAAACUGAUAGGAGCUGAAAACUAUUCGCUGACUGCUGAAAGCACUCCCUGUUUUCCUAAGCGCUCUGUCUUUGUAUGUGAGGGCACUUCAAUUUCAUGCACAUAAUUCAUUUCCUGUCAAAUCCCAUCAAGCGGGUUCAGUCUAUGGUGUAAGGCUUCUUUUGAGCUUACUUUGUUUUUGCACACUUUAAACCAAAGUCAAUUUUAUAUAAACCUCCACAGUGGUAAGGGUUAGAACUAAAUCAUGUGUUUUGACAUGGCCUUAACUUUUUUGCUUGGGAAAUUUUGUUCUAAUUUCAUGGUAAUUUCUGGUCUUUUUUAACUAAACUAUCAUUUUAAUAUUAAAUUUAAAUAUUAUUUAAAGAAAUCAAGGACAUGCCCAAUUAGAUAUGUGGUUUUCAGAAGUUGGAUUAAAUGGAAAUGUAUUUAUUGUGCUAUUUACAAAACUGUUACACUUUGAGCUUAAGCUUUAUUGAAAUCCGAUUUACUAAUAGAAUUGGAUCAAGUAAUGCUUUGUGGCAGUUUUCAUUUUGAAUAUAAGGUAAGUGUAUGCAGAGACUCAUAGGUCAGAAGGAGAGAACAUGGAUUUAUGCUAUAAACAAUAAAAAUGCUUUAAGCAAAUUCCUGUAUUCAAAAACAAUCUGUACUGUGCAUGACGACUGAUAACUGUUGGUGUCUUUCUAUAAAUCUGUAGAAUGUAUUUUUUUAUCACGCUUUAUCAAUCACAUGUACCUGUAUGGUUGUGUUUUUGUAGUGAGAGCCUGAGGUGAUGGUAAAGACAACAUUGUUCGCAGCUGCAUGGCGAAAACAAAUGGGAAACUGCAAACAUCACAGACGUUAGAAACUGAAUGUUUUAGUAUACAAAAUACUGAAUAUUUAUUUUUUUUGUAAAAUAUAAUGCUAUGUGACAUUGCUUUUAUGAAAGAAAUACGAAUAUAAAUCAAUAUUUUUUAUCAAUUA